This is a messenger RNA of Triticum urartu, 1504 nucleotides long. RefSeq names its product serine/threonine protein kinase OSK3-like. The record is from RefSeq and is a predicted model, not a curated record. Gene Ontology annotation, cellular component: cytoplasm. NCBI's taxonomy places the organism in Eukaryota, Viridiplantae, Streptophyta, Magnoliopsida, Poales, Poaceae. Gene Ontology annotation, molecular function: ATP binding; protein serine/threonine kinase activity. Gene Ontology annotation, biological process: intracellular signal transduction; protein phosphorylation; negative regulation of apoptotic process.
GGAAACCGAAGAAGAAAAGAAAUAGGGGCGGGGGCCGGGAAACGACGGAGGAUAGAGAAGGAAGACAGCCACAAGCCCACAAGGAACUAAACUGGCAAAUCGCCCUGCUCAUCUUUGCUGCAAUUCUCGCCGGCGGCUGCCCACGGGAUUUGGCCAGUGAAAAUGGAUGGGAACACCAGAGGAGGUAGACAUUCUGAAGCAUUAAAGAACUACAAUCUGGGCAGAUCAUUAGGUAUUGGCUCAUUUGGAAAAGUGAAGCUUGCAGAGCAUAAGCUUACAGGACACAAAGUUGCUAUAAAGAUUCUGAACCGCCGCCAAAUGGAAACAAUGGAAAUGGAAGAGAAAGCAAAUAGAGAAAUAAAGAUAUCCAGGUUGUUCAUUGACUUCAUUCACCCUCAUAUCAUCCGGGUUUAUGAGGUCAUUGACACACCUAAGGAUAUAUUUAUUGUCAUGGAAUAUUGCAAGAAUGGUGAGCUAUUCGACUACAUUGUUGAGAAAGGGCGGUUACAGGAAGAUGAGGCUCGUCGAAUCUUCCAGCAGAUCAUAUCUGGUGUUGAAUACUGCCACAGAAACAUGGUUGUUCAUCGUGAUCUAAAGCUAGAAAACUUGUUACUUGAUUCCAAAUAUAAUGUGAAACUUGUUGACUUUGGGUCAAGUAAUGUCAUGCAUGAUGACCAUUUUCUGAAGACAAGCUGCGGGAGUACAAACUAUGCUGCACCAGAGAUUAUCUCAGGUAAACCGUAUGCUGGACCUGAGGUUGAUGUUUGGAGCUGUGGGGUGAUACUUUAUGCUCUUCUUUGUGGCUCUGUUCCAUUUGAUGAUGAAUAUACUCCCAACUUGUUCAAAAAGAUAACGGGAGGUAACUAUAUCCUUCCAAGUCAUUUAUCUGAUCUUGCAAAGGAUUUGAUCCCAAGAAUGCUUCUUGUUGAUCCCAUGAAGAGAAUCACAAUCCGUGAAGUUCGAGACCACUCAUGGUUUCAGAAUCGCCUUCCUCACUACUUGGCAAUGCCUCCACCAGAAACAACACUGCAAGCCAAAGUGGUGUCAAAAUUAUGAAGAAGCUUCUCUAACCCCCAUAAGACUAGGGGUCCGCAGGUUAUAUAUUGAUUGAUGCUUGGAGUACAAGGUUUGAUUGAAGAUCUACUUCAACCGUGGGAGAAAUACAAGGGGAUAAGAGAUAGAGAUACAUUAUGGUUUGAACAACCUCUCCUAUCUCCUAACAACUCUAAUAUGGCUGCAACACAUGCACCAUAAUAUGAAGUUUAGAUUACUCUUGAACUCUUCAAAUGGUCUUGAUGCUAGGGCCUUUAUAAAUCCAUCUGCAAAUUGAUCUCUAGAUGGAAUAGAACGUAUGUCCAAUUUUUUACUAGCACCCUCCCUCAUACAAAAUGAUAGUCAAUUUCAGUAUGAUUUGUCCUUGCAUGAAACACAGGGUUAGCUGAUAAAUAUGUAGCACCAAUGUUAUCACACCAAAGGCAUGGAGUUUGUAUGUGAAGUAUGUCAA